This is a messenger RNA of Lineus longissimus, 14329 nucleotides long. RefSeq lists its product as uncharacterized. The record is from RefSeq and is a predicted model, not a curated record. The coding region runs from base 241 to 13200 and encodes 4319 amino acids. NCBI's taxonomy places the organism in Eukaryota, Metazoa, Nemertea, Pilidiophora, Heteronemertea, Lineidae. The transcript has 3 exons.
GACAACCACAACCGGAAGUUUUCUUGCAAUAAUCGUCUUGAUGAAAUGGUCAAAAAGACCACUUUCUGACAACAUUUUUAACAAUUCGAUGACUGGUGAUAGCUGAAGUGUUGCAAAGCCAGUGCAUUAUCCAUGAUGGAGGUCACCAUUUGCUCUGUUACUACUAGUGUUUGUGCAUAGGACAAACACCAAAUAUCUGGCAGUUUCUUCCCGUUGAUUUUUUGAACCAAAGUCAACAUAAUGGACAACAGACAAUGGCAGAUGGGCCAAGGCAGUCAGCCCAACUAUGUACAGAACCUACAACUCGGACAAUUACAAAGAAGGAGCAAUGAUGGGAAUCCAUCAUGGCCAACAAACCAGCAGGUUCAAUGGCCUGAGGGAGCCCAGGCCGUACAGAAUGUUAAUCAACAGUUUCCCCAGGCGAACCUGGCAAACACCAACUCCCAAAUACGAUGGCAGCUCCGGCAGCGAUAUUUGAAUAGACAUUCUGUGGCCAGCCGAAACCAGUCAGGACAGGUAACCAGUGGUGAACAAAUGCACAAUCAGAACUGGCGGAGAGAGUCGCCGUUACAAUUGAACUCUGGUAGUGUCAUUAACCAGGUGAAUUAUGGACAGGGCAUGCACCAAGUCUGUACAACUACGAAUUACAGUCGAGCAUCAAACCAACAAUUUCAUCAGGCAUCUGUUUCUCUGCCAGAAUGGCAGGGUUAUUUGUCUUCACAAAGGAAUGAGAGGAGCUGUCUACCACCAGCAGAUCAUCUGAGGAACGCAGUUAAUAUAAAUCAAGCACAAUUUUUGAGACAGUUAGGUAAUAAACCUAGCACAUCUGGUGUAACAGUAAACUGUUCAGCGAGUUCGCAUUUGGUCACUUCACAAUUGAAUAUAUUGCAUCAUGAGAAUCGUCCAGUCGGAAACGAAACAGAACAAUUGAACACACGUCGUUUAUCAGAUGGGUAUCAGCUUCCGAAUCCUACCACUGGAGAACUUGCCCAGCUUUCAAGUGACUCAAAUAUCUUGUCGCACUUACACCGCCGAUAUGAACAUGAAUUGCUGCAACGGGUAAAUGAUCCAGUUCUUGCGAGUGUUCUUUCUGAUCAGACUCAAAUAGGCCUUCACCGGGCUAUGCCUAGUCCUGGUAUUGCACCAGUGCUCAGUCCUGGUAGUGCACCUAUGCUCAGUCCUGGUAGUGCACCUAUGCUCGGCCAAGGUACUGGAUCAGUACCAUAUACUAGUGCAGCACCUAUGCCAAGACCACCAAGUGCAUCAUCAAGUUAUCAUUCACAUUCUGGUACAGCACCAAUGCAAAGACCUCCAAGCACUGCGUCGAGUUAUCAUUCACAAAACCAAGGCCAAGAUGUAGGUUUAUGUUUGAGAUUAAGUCAAGCUAGUAGUCAUGGUCGGCAACAUUGUUCACAGCGGCAGCCAUCUGAAGUUCGUAAGGGUCAGUCGGCGGUUAGUAACGGCUCACGGUCAAGCACACCACAUGCAGCCUGCGAUUCUCUUACAGACAAUCAAGCUUGUGAGCAGCAGUCUUCAAUAUUUACAAGCUUCCUCUCGGGAAUUAGAGAGGAUAUACAAAAUCUGAAGGGCCUGACUCUUGAAACGCUAAAGAAUUCCAAACAAAUUUUGAAGGAUAAAAUGCACAGUUUGCAUAUUCAUCUCCAGGAUGAACAGGAGGGCUCCGGGAUAAUUUCGCACAAUAAAAUAACUCUUUAUAACAGUGCUGUUCAGGAAAUGGAAGCGCUUAUGUUGACUUUGCAAAAUGAGAUUGCGGAACGGCAGGAUGAGGAGGCAAUGAAGAUGCUUGAAAUGAUUUUAGCAGGUGACAACCAUACAGAAAGUACGUCUGCUCAGAAUGGCAUGGAAACAAAUCAAAUGGUUGAAACACUAACGAGAAGAAAAAGCCAAGACCAUGCAGCUUCAAUUCGUUCUUCUUCGUCACAACACGUCGUGCGGCCGCCAUCUCCAGAACUUUUGCAACCUGCUGUUCAGGAUGUUCAAACUGAGUGUGUUCAGAGGUCUGAGAGAAGCAUGAGUGACCAAAGGGUAAGCAGUAGGGUCGUUGGUAGGAGGUCAAGUGGUGAAAGUAGGCCCGCUGAUGCGAGACCAAUGCGACCAGAGUCGCGAGAAUCUGGUAACAGUGAUGGAAGACGAGAAGUUCGGCCCCAGUCACGUCAGUCUGGUUAUAUUAGUGUAUCUAGUUACAUUAGUUCGGAUGUUCAGGUCAUUUCUGUUCCAUCUUUGCCCAGGCGUCGAGGACAGGAUUCUGAUUAUGAUCCUGUAUAUGAGAGGGAACUGAUCCAAGAAGCUGUUGAGUAUUAUACUUUGUCACCUCUUGAAGAGAUUUCUUCCUCUAGUGAGACUGAAGAUGAUACAGAUAAUCCUCCUGAAUACGUUGUCAUGGAUGAGGAUGAUAUCAGGAAUUGGUAUGAAUUUGCAAUGAGACCCACGAGUCCUGACAUCAUGGAAGAACAACAACCUCAUCUUGUCAUAUCAAAUGUUCAGUCGCUGAGUCAUUGGGUUGAGGGCGACACUAACAGCGCAGGUGUUGAGCAACACAGGUUUUCUGACAAUGCAGCGCGUAUGGAAGCAAUGCUAUCUCGCAUAAAUCACGUCCAGGAUUAUUUAGCAAAUGUGGUUGAUAUAACACCACCAUCUACUCCAGAUGAAUCAACGUUACGUUCUGAGUCACAUACACAAAAAUCUCCCAAUGUAGAUGUGAGUGGUGGGGUUUUGCCUGGGCAGGAAGGGAUAAGUUUAAGAAGACUGUUCAGUCUAGUAGUUGAUCAUGACUACUCUGAUGACUCUGGUACUGACACUCUGCAACAUGACAUUACAAUUCGAAAGGAGAUAUCAGACAAUGCUGGUAGCGUGAUGAACAAAUCAGCACUUCUAAAAAGUGUUGGUAAGCAUGAUCUGCGGGAAGAAACAGUUCAAGCAAUGACCAUGUCUGUUUCAAAGGAAGACCAGAACAAGGUUGCCUCUACUACUAGUUCAGGGCAGGAAUCUGAUAGUGUUCAAACCACCGUAGAAGCCAGUAGGUUGCCCGAGUAUGGGAAAAUGUUUGAGGCAAUUGAAAGCGACUCUGAGGAUGAGGACAGUGAGUCUGCUGACUGUAAGGACAUCCCGGAGUAUGAUGAGUCUAGCGAGGAAUCACUGCCAGAGAUUACCCACCAGCCAUGGAGGAAACACAAGGUAGUGAGACGGAGAUGCAGGUUAGGAAGCUCACCUUCUGUGUUGUCAACCAGAGUGACCAUGUCAGAUGAAGAUCGAAAAAUGAUCACUUCAGUCUGGAAUAAUGAUCGAACUGACUCGCAGAGAAAAAAAACACUGACAACAGAUUUCAUGGCAAGUAGGACUGCUGAUAAAAGUGAUAUUGAUGGGAAGUCUCAAAUGGCCCAAGACUCUGUCCUUGAUGCCACUGUUACUGAGAAGGACAAUACUCAAUAUGACAAAACCAGUUCUAAGGCAGCAAAUGAGACAUUUCCAGCAGAACAGCCACAAACAAGUGGCAGCGAAGACAAUGUAAUAUCAGAUUUAGAAUUAGCAGAGGUGACAGGGUUGAAUUCAACUUCUGAUCGAGAAGCAUAUGAAAUUGAGUUACCUGGUUUGAAUGAGAAACCUGAGUCAAGUGAAGUGAGAGCCCGGACUGUUUCCGAUGGAUGUGCCCCGCAAUCCGUUGUAGAUAGUGAUGUAAAGCUACAAGAAAAUCAAGGGGAAAAUGUUGCUUGUGUUUUAACUGAACGUGGGAUAGAAAUGCAAGAGACUUACCCACUUGUGAGUGAUGAAAGUUCUAAAGCUAUUAUAAAUAAGAGUGAUUCUACACAUGAUAUAAAGUCAGCUGAACAUUGUACAAAUCCACUGAUGACUGAUACAGACCUUGUAAUUGCAUCUAUGUGUGAAGAAAGUGUUGAACCUGUGUUGGAAACUGAUGCAUGUGUGCUUUGUGGUGAAAAUGAUGUGGAUACCUUGGGCAUGGUAGGUAAAUCAGUCAGCAAUGAUAGCUUGCCAUCUACCGACAGUCUUGCCUCUACUGAAAAGGCAUCUCAGCUUGAUACUUCAGGUGAAAUGAACAGUACAGUCGAAGAAAUUAGUACACCCAACAAUGUACAGUUAGACAUUGGAAACAGUGUGAGUUCUACUCUACGACAAGGUCAAAGUGAUGUUGACAAGGACAUUAUUAGCAAAGGACAUGAACAUGAGAACGAGCCUAAUGAUGAGUGUGAGAGUUCAGCUAGUGAAUCAAGACAAGAAGUUUUACCGGUAUCGAGUACAUCACAAAAUACCUCUUCAGAGACUAGUAAUAAGGUUAUCUUAGAUAGAGCAUGUUCAUUGCCUGAACCAAAGAUUGAAUCGGACCCUUGUACUGCUGGUCCUGAAGAUGACUUCGAUCAAAGUGAACCUAGGAAUAAGUCUGAUAAGGGCAUACAGGAUCAAGGAACUGCUGCCCAGUCUGCCUCUGGCACAGGACUCUCUCACAUAGAUGUUAACCCUUGUACUGCUGGUCCUGAAGAUGACUUCGAUCAAAGUGAACCUAGGAAUAAGUCUGAUGAGGGCAUACAGGAUCAAGGAACUGCUGCCCAGUCUGCCUCUGGCACAGGACUCUCUCACAUAGAUGUUAACCGUGAUGAUGCUCAACCAGGUGAACCUCAAAUGUUUGAACCAGAGCCAAGUAUCUCCGAACAAACAAGUGAAAUGAGACUUACCGGUAUAGAUUCGAGUAUGAAAACUGAAAUUGUGGCAGCAAAUAGUACUCAACCAGAAAGUGAACAUGAAAAGCUUCCUGACAUUGUACCAUCUAGGGAGGGGACGGAUGGUGAGACUGAUAAUGUGUCGCCACUUGGAGGGCCUGAGCAGGUGGAUGAAAUGAGUGAUGAAAACAAGACACUUGGAAUAUUAUCUAAUGUGGUAGAGCCACAAACUGUUGGUGAGACCGUUGCUGAUAAACUGCUGACACAAAUAGUCAAGGGUGAUAAUGAUUCACUGUUUCUUGAUUUUGAACCCAAGGAUGAAACUAAGGAAACUUCACAUGCUCAACCUGAGUAUGAAGAAAGAUUGGUCGGUUCUGAAAGUAGCAUUGGAGGGCAAGGCGAUGGGGCACAUGAGGCAGUGAAGCGGAAUGUCAGUGAGUCUGAUGGAGAAAAAACGCCCCCAAGAUCAUUUGAAGAUAAUGAUGAUUCAGCAUCUGUUGGUGGGUUUGCAGUUCCGAGUGAACAAGAAUGUGUUCUCUCAGAUGAGGCAUCGAGUAGUGACUAUAAUGAAUCUGAUGGAGAAUGUGACAGUGAGUUGGUGUUUGCCAUUGCUGAGUAUUUCAAGAACAGCAGCUAUGAUGAGAGUAGUAAUAGUAGUAAUACCAGUAUCGAAACCAAGUCGGAAGGUAUUGAACUAGGCGAGGAAGAGGAAUUGAUGGGAGAUUUGGGUCCUGAGGAGGAAUUUUGCUUCACACGAGAAAUAUCUAGGGUGUCCACUGAUAGUCAUCUGAGUGGGGAUUGGGGCCCUGAGGAGCUCUGUAGCCGCAGAUUAUCUGUGGUUUCAACUGAUGAUAGUAAACCUGCUAACACCACUUCUUCAGAGAGAGAGUCCUCAGAUCACGUCAACGAGGAGAGUUCUGAAAAGGGGAAAAGAUCCCCUCGUGAAGAUGUUACUGCAGAGAACGGUGCUAGAUCUGAUGCUGGAACCGCUGUAUCCACUCAUGUAUCGCAUGAUUCGUCUGCUCAGGUGUCGGAGGAUAAGAGUAGUUGUUCCAAGGAAAACGUACUGAGUGAAAAAUCUGGUCUUGGUGAUAAGUCUGCAAAGAUUCAGGCUGAUGCUGAGCCAAAAAGUCUUGUAAAAGAGAAGGUUUCACAGUCAAGUUCUAUACAUGAGGAUACAGAAUCUGCAACUCUAAAAGAAAAAGCUUCUCCGCAGUCAAAACUUAUUGGAAAAACAAAACUGGCCGGUACUGAACCAGAAAGUCUGGUGAAAGGAAAUAUUUCUUCACAGCCAAAAGCUAAAUCAAAGCAGGCAGAUGCUAGGUCAGAUGAACUAGUGGAGGAAAAUACUUUUUUACAGUCAAUAUCUGAAACACACCAGACGGAUACAAAGGCAGAAAGGGAUGUGAAGGAAAAGGAUUCUUCACAGUCAAAACCGAAGACCUCUGACAAGGUGGAAAAGGAUUCUGGUUCACAAUCUCAAAAGCCGCCAAGAGAAAAUGCAAUGAGUUGUUUAGAAGAAAUCAUAUGGAAAACAGAGACUGAUGCCACGUGGGAUGGUACUGGUCAUAAAACUCAAGAGAGUGGCUCUGAUAUGGAUAUUGAUGGAGAGAGCAAUGGUGAUUUUCAUUUUGAAGUUAAAACUCUUGAUGAGCUUCAAGUGGAGGAACCAGUAUAUGCACGGUCACUGUUUGGAUCGCCCAGGAUAUCACGGAGAGGAAGGGGGUCAGAUCUGCCAUGGCGAGGAAGGGGCAAUCCUCGGGGCAGACAUAGGCGCAACAGAUCAAGAUCGCCACCUUCUGGCUAUUUCAAUGAUGAUAUGGAUAUCGGCCAAAAUGUAUCCGAACAAAGAGAAGACAGUGAUCUCUGUAGGGAAUCUUAUCGUAGAAGCGAACAGGAGUUCCGUGGUGACAACUGUCGAGGAUCACGGCGCUGGCAUAUGGAUGAUCAACACCAUGAGUACCGAAGAUCUCAUCGUGAUGCUGAUGACUGUCGUGAUGUCGGAGAUGUUCCUCAUCUCUCCCCCGGGCGCUUAGGAAAUGCGUUACGCUUGGUCACUGCCCUGAGUCAUGAUCGACCACCCCUUCUUCCUACACCAGAUGGAUACAGGAAUCAGCAUCGGUCCAGAGAGGAACGUUUGAACAGAUUUCAUCCGAGAGGUCAACCUGAAGGAAUGAGAUUGCCACCACCCAGUGACCAGAGUUGGUUACCUGAAGGUAGAUUUGAUCGCAGGUUACCCGGUUUUUUGCAUGAGGACCAAAGGAAGCAACCUCUUUUGACUCAUGAACGUCUGCCUUGGGGUCAGUACCAUUCUCAGGAUGAUAGACUGUACCACCCUCGAGAGCUUAUAGCAAGGAAUCCUUUUGAACACAUUGAUAGGUCCCGACAACGUCUGUCGUUUAGGGAUCCCUCUGACCGUAAGGAGAUACCUCGGAAACACCCCAGAAAUGAGGACUAUCAUGGACCAGUCUUGGAUACCCCUAGUCACCUUGAUUGUGAGGACCAAAGACCAGGACCAAACCAAGGUCUGCCAUACAGUGAGAGUUCUCAAGAAAGACCACCAAGACUUGAUCUACCUUUUGUUGAGAAACCGCAACCACUGCCAUUAGAUGAAGAGAGACCUCAACCACUUGUGGAUCUCCCAUUUUAUAGCGCGCAUAAAAGAUCACCUAGAGGGCGUGUUAGUAUGUGGAACAACUUGCAUCCUCAGCCAGAGGGAAGACUCAGAAAUGAAAGCAUGGCAAAAUCACCAACAAAAGGGAACGUUGGCUGGGAGAGGAAUUUUCCAACUGGCUCUGUUACUUCAAUGGUAGAUCGAGAGCAGAAAGAAAAUAUUCAGUCAAAUGAAAAGGAGGACAAUAGACAGAUCGUUUCCAAUCCCUCAAGACUUGAACCUUGGCACAGAACUCUAAGCAAGCAGACAUCACUUGAUCUUAGUCAAAACAAAUUGCCUGAUAUAGCAAUUCAUGAGCCUGUAAGUAAACAACCUGGUUCAGCCAGUCCAGGACAAUGGGACAACAAGAAACAACAUCCCAAAGUUACAGACAGUGCUACAAUUAACGAAGCUGAUUCAGUGAUUCAGGUGCAUGUUGCAAGUAGGUCUGAUGAUGCAAAGCCUCAACAAUUUGUUGAAAGCAAAAAGCCACAUUCAGAUACACAAAAGUUGUUUGAAAACAGACUAAGUGGUUCAGCAACUCAACAGUUUGUAGAAAGUGAAUUGCCUGAUUCAGCGACAACAACUUCUGAGAAAAGAGAACAUUCUUCAGUGACCCUAAAACCUGAUCAAAACAAAAAGCUUGAUUCAGUGACUCAAGUUCAUAUUGAAAGUGGACAGGAUAGAGAAGUGCCUCAAGAACAAGUUGAUAGGCGUGAUACAUUGCCUGGCAAACAACCAAAUACAGUGACUGGAAAGGACCAUGAUAGUGAAAACAAGGACUCGAGAAAGUUUAAUCAAGUUCCGCAUGGUAGUACGAAUGCCACCUGUCUUGGUGGUGAGGUACCUGGCUCUAUCAAUGAACCUUCUGUGCAAACUACUUCGGAGAAGCCGCAUGGUGUGGCGCAUAAGACAUUGCCAGUUAAGACUAGGAGCCAACCUUUAUUGAGCUCUCGAGAAGAAAUGCAGAACUGGCUCAAUAUGGGGUUGAAAGAUGAACAUCCAAGGAAGAAGUCAACUUCAAGGAGUCUUAGUCAAUCAAGCAAGGUGGAAAAAACUGUGAAGGAAGGUCAGCAGAUUUCUACAAGUAAAGUUGUGGCUAAAUCACCUGAGGGUCAGUCAAAACCUGUUGCAGAGCCUGAGAGGUGCAAGGGUAAAGGUGACUUCGAAUCUGUUGCUAAAAAGUUACUGGCGACAAAACCAAUUGGUACUUUCUGCGGUGUAACUGAGAAGGAUCUGGUAAAAGGUGUUGUUACUCCUCCUAAAAGCGGUAUGACUCAGGGUGAUGGUGUGCAAAUCACGGAGGCCUAUCUCUCGGAUUAUAUGAAAAACUUAGGCAAAUCUAAACCAAAAGCAAGCACUUCUUUACAAGGACAGAGCUUUCGUAAGAAACCUUCUGAAAAGAGUGGGCCAAAAAGUUCUGAUGUUCAGGAGAAGCUGAGUAGCGAGAAAAAAGGAGUAAAACAUAGGCACGAGCACCGCCAUGGCACUGAUGUGAAAGACAUGGAAAAGAAAUCUGGAGACGGGGGAACAAUUGGAAUAAAAGGAAAGGUGUUGGAAGGGGAUGAAGAUAGGAAGCAGGAGACUAGGGCAAAAGGGAUGAGGAAGGAGUCGAGUGUUGGUGAAGUUAAGGCCAGAAAAGGCGAAGAGCCGGAUGCAUCAAAAGGGCAGAACGAACAAUGUUCAAGCGCAGAAACAGAUCAGAGUCCACGUCAUACAAGUGAAGCACGUGGAAAGAAAAACAUCAAGAAAAUCUCUUUAGACUGGUAUAAAAAGAAAAAGACACUGGAGGCAGGAGCUUUAUCAGACUUCGAAGAAAGUCAAGGUAAAUUACAGCAAAAGACUUUGGAUGCGAGAGCUUUUUCGCUCGAGAAUGACGCUCAGUUACGGGAGAAAAUAGCUGCAUCUGAGGCUAGGAUAAAUGCAUUGGUCAACAGAAGGAGACGGGUUGAAAUUAUCCCUCACGUAUCUCUUGGGAGAAGGAUUGAGGAAGCCAGGAGAGAUUCCACUGCAGUUGGGGAUUCUGAUGUAGUUCAACAAAAGACAUUAAAAGAUGAAAAAGUAUCCCAUUUUGCAGAGCUGUCAGUCUGUAACAGAGGUGAUAACAAUCCAAAGUCUGUUGUGACAAAGAUGGGUAGUGGCCAGAAAAAUUUAACCUCUGCAUCUGAAGUCAAGGGCUUAUCUUCCAAGAAUAGCGUAGUGACUAGUCCUGACCCUGAGAGUGAAUUGAAGCAAAAGGUUGACCAGAAAGAAAAGAAGCCUGGGUCGUCUGAUGCAGACGAUUGUUGCCAAAUGCAGGAGCCAAAGGUAGUCAAGAAAGGGAGAAUCUCUACGUUGUCCAGUGCUGACAAAUCAGUGACGAGCAGUUCUAGUCUAAAUCAGGAAUCUGAUGUGGCCCAGAAAGAACUGGCUUCUGUUGUGGGUAUGAUUGACUUGACUGGUUCCGAUUCUGAAUCAGUCAAGGAGACCAAGCAAGGGUCAGAUAAAGUUUGCUUGGAAGGUUCAGCAUUGAGAUCCAACACCGGCCAGGCAUCAAGGCAAACCAAAGAAGGAGAUACCUCGGAGUCAUUUAGGACUGAAAAAUGGGAAUUGGUUAGGCCUCAUCCAGUUCAGGAGUCAAAACGAGGGAUUAAUUCUAAGUCAUCGAGUGCAGAUAAAGAAGUGACAUGUUCUAGCCCGAGCCAGGAACUUGACAAAGUCAAUAAAGGAAAGUCUUCUAGGUCAUCAAGUGUAGCUAGAAGUGAUUUUAACAGUUCUGGUCCGAAUCAGGAAUCCAAGAAGGCAAAGAAGGGAAACACUUCUAGUUUAUCUAGCGUUGUUGGGGUUGAUUUGACCAGUUCUAUUCUAGUUCGGGUAACCACAAAGGCAAAGAAAGGAAAGCGUUCAAGGUCAUCGAGUGCAGAUAAAAAAGACAUGAGAGGCUCCAAAUCCAAAUCCAAGAAGCACAAGAAAGAAAAGUCUAAAAGGUUACCAGAGGCGUAUAAAAGAAAGAAAAGAAGAAAGAAGUCCCUUUCAUAUCUGUCCUCAUGUUCUGAUAUUAGUUCAGCCAGCUUGGAAAAAAGCCCUUCACUUUCAAGAUCACGAUCAAGAUCAAGAGAGCGAAGAUCAAGGAACCGAUACAGAAGUUCUUUUUCUCCAGGGAGGUUUGUGAAGAGAAGAUGGUCGCCUAAUAGAAGAAGCAGAAGUCCAAGUCAUGGGAGGCAUCCUCAUGGGCGGACAAGAUCAAGAUCAAGAUCACCAUCUUUACGAAGACGAACAACUCGAGGCAGAAGAUCUCUGACUCCACUACGCCAAAUACAUCGCAGUCGAUCGCCUCCUUCGAGGAGAUUGUCUCCCUUUAGAAGGUCACCAUUAUCACCUCAUCGCCGGUCUCCAUCACCGCAGAGACUUCCAUAUCGCCAUCCUGUGGACCGCUCGACAAUUAACUCUCAUGACUGGUUAUUUGGUCGACGUUCACCAUCACCGAGACAAAGAAAAGUGCAUAGUAGGUCACCAUCCCCCUAUCGUAGGAAGAGGAGGAGAUCAUUUUCACCACAUAGGAGGCCACGAUCCAGAGAUCGAAGUUCAAGAAGGCCUCGUAGUAGGGAACGCUCAACGAGCCCAACGUCCUGGUCCCGGGAACGAUCAGACACACCAACCACAAUCGGAAGCAAAUCUCCACAAUCUGAUGGUGACGGUUCACCAAUUCAUAUUGACUUGACAUCAUACAGGAGGGCAGAAAUGGCUUUGUGCCCUGACAAACCUUGGCGACCCCCGGGGACACACCCAAGGGACCGGCAUCCUGACAAUGUUGAUCCAGCUCCACCCCAAAGAUAUGUCUCUCCUGGAUACCAACAUGGAGAACCUCUGCAUCAGCAAUGGUGUACGCCACCGCCUGGAUACGGCCCAAAGGUACCACUGCCUUUUCAUCCUGCUGCACCGACCUACUAUGUCCCCGGCGCUGGGUUCCAGCAUCCGUAUAGCAGACUACCAAUUGUUUCAAUGCCAAGUCAUUCUGGGUCACCUAUGGAUCCAAUGCAGCCCCCUUCUCAUUAUCAGAGGAAUGAAAUUGACAUGCAGCCUGGGCCAGAUCAAGAUGUUGCUCAUUUCAAUCAGCAGCCAGGUACCCCUCUCUAUAAUGAGGGACCUCAUUCACAUCAACAGCUGGACUUUAGUAUCCCUCCUUCAGAGUCUCAAGUGGUGCAUCCAGGACCAGAAGAUGUCAAAGGAAAACCUGAACUUAUAUCGCAACUUGAGAAGAAACCUAGAAUCAGAAAGAAUUGUGAUCCUAGACUCUGCGAUGAUCUUCAAAAAGUGACCAUGGUUGAAACUGCUGCUGAAUAUGUUCAAAAACAAUUCGAGGAACGCAUUAGCAAUGACAAUGUGGUUAAAGAAAACCUGAACCAACCAGUGACUUUGAAAAAACCUAACAUACCAGGGACUUCAAAAGAGUCCAACAAACCAGAGAUUUUAGACAAGCCAGGACCUUUAGAAAAGUCUAACAAAUCAGGAACUUCAGAAAAGUUGAUUGUAAGAGGGACACCAGAAAAGAAGAAUUCGCCAGUGAAAGCUAAAUCUGAUCAAAUUCCUGGUAUCAUGAGUCCAAAUGAUAACAAUCUAGAAAUCAAUCCAAGGCUGAGUUUCAUGGAAGGUGGUGCUAGCCAGGAAUCUGUUGAUAGUGUCUCCAUUAGCAUUGAUGAUGCAAGUUCCAGCUGGGAUAAGCUUCCACUACAUGACUGUAUAGAUGAGGAAGGCAGACUGACAGAAACUUACGGUUACUCGGAUGAGAAGUAUAGGAACGCCUUCCAUGAGAUAGAGUUUGGGUGGCCAAUCCAAAGCACACUUCGUUGGAAAUAUCUUGCCAAGCAUAUCUGGGAUAAUCCUAAUGCCUACAAGGAUAAUCAAGAAUCAGAUGUGCCGUCUGAGGAAACUAAACCUGGGAAAAGGCAAAAGAAGACUGCUCGUAAAAGUUUCAUGACUGCUAGCUUAGGGCAUUCACAGGUAGACCCUAAGAAUGAGAUUUUCCAGGAGGCCAGAAAUGAGGAGUUAGCGAAGUUAAAGACUGUGAGAAGUGAAGUCUUAGGAUCUUUGUUGCAUGAAAAAAAUAUGGAAGAAAAGGUAAAACUGAAGGGUUUGCUGGGAAAUAUAAAGAAAGACAUUGAGGAGUUGGAAGACAAAGGCAAGAUGUCAGUGAUGGGCAAACAUGUGACUACUGUGGGCAAUGCCAGUGCCACCAGAGCUGAUAAAAGUGCAGUUGCUUUGGCCCAAAGAUUGGCAACUGAUCUGGAGAGUACAGAGAUGAAAAAAGCUGAAACUUCGUCUUCAACUUCAAUUGCGUGUACCAGUCAAGCAACAAGUGCUGUUGGUUUGGGGGAUGCUGUUAAAGCUACAGCUUUACUAUCGGAUAAUACUCCAAGGACUAGUGAUAAUCCAGAAAUAGGCAGAACAGGUUCUUAUGCUAGUCAUGCUACCAGUGCUGUUCGAUCAACCAGUACAGUACCUUAUGGUAAUAUUCCUCGGACGAGUGAGGAUCCACAGACUAAAAGAUCUUCCUCUUCAAGUAUCAAGUCAGUUAAAGCAAUCCUGUUAGACAGUUCUCCAGAGACUAUCAACAGUUUGAAUAUUGGUGCUACUUCUUACCCUAGACCUGGAACUUCGACAAAACCAGAACUCAGCAGAUUAAGCUCCCAGUCUAGCCUUUCAGUAACUUCCAAUAAAAACACUGCUUUUCGCCCAGACAAGCCAGAAGCUAAAAAACCUGCCAAUGGUGCCAAUUCUGCUCUGAAGCCAGGGACAUAUCAAAAACCAGAUACAUCUUGGAGUGAGACGAAACCUAUGAUAACAAAAUCAUUCUUCUCAGGACUUGACCAGCUGUGAUUAGAAAUAUCAAAUUCUACGUGUAUUAGAAUGAGAAGGAGAGUAGCUGAAAGAGUCUGGUGAACAAAGACAGCCCGUUGUUGCCUUUUGCAGUUUAUAGGGGGAAUGAUUUUGGAUUAGGACACGGUUCGCCUACAAUUUAUAUGCUUGAAUGCAGAGAAGCCUUCGCUGAAGUUAAUUUGACAAUAGGGCAGAACUGUUGAUCUUCAUGUAUAAUAAUCGGCAGCUUAUAUUGUCUUUUGUUUGGCAUAAAUACCCUAUUUGUGUCAUGGCCAUUUGUCUUUUAUAACUACAUUAGUGUUCAGCCAGGUGGGCAGUUUUCUUGAUGAUUAUUGUGCUGAUGAGUUUUGUAACCACCUUUGUGUUGAAGAAAUCCUGGUUAACUGUGAGCCUUUCCAGGAGACCCAGUGUGGGAAUUCAAUUUGUUGACAAAAUUAUUUGAAAUACUCUCAUUGUGAACUUAUACAUGUAUGAAAUAUUUCUUACUUAACCAACCUGGCUCCUGCCUAUACAAGUCUCCCUUGGGUGAAGCCAGAUUGGCCAGAUUAGCCAGAUUGCCAGAGCCAAAUUCAAAAUGCAUGCUAUUUUUUCUCUCAACUGCCAAAUUCGCAUUUUCACUAAGAUUGUGAAAGCCUUGUACCUGUAUCUGAUCUCAUAUUCCGUGCAGUUCUUAAUUUUGAAUUCUUGAUACCAUGUGAUAGCCUGUGGUGGUGUGCUCAAGGAUGAGCAUGUUUCAUAUUCAUUUCUUGUGUCAAUACUCAGAAAGACUUUCUCAUGACAAAAAUGACUUGGCACCAUUCAGCCUUGUUUGUGGUAUUCCUGCUGUCGAAUUUCAAAGCUUAAGAUUUUGUCCGGUCGGUUUGUAAAUUUGUAUUUUCUUUUAAAUUUGUGGAUAUUUUAGAUAUUUAUUGUAAGUCUGCAGAAAUGGUGCACUUGUGCGUGUGUGGGGAUGAGUCUCCAGGAAGCGUGCACUAUAGUCUGUAUGUACCAAGGUACAAUUUUUUAUGACUUUUUGCUCGACCAUGUUUGGAGAAGCAUUGAUUCACCAGUAGAAAUGUUUUUGUUUGACAGCAUGUAAUAUAACUGCCAUGACAAGAGAUAAUUUUGGAAAUAAACCUCGCUGAACAAA